Ostrea edulis (European flat oyster) is the source of this 1959-nucleotide messenger RNA. RefSeq lists its product as uncharacterized. The coding region runs from base 394 to 1170 and encodes 258 amino acids. The transcript is spliced from 3 exons. The record is from RefSeq and is a predicted model, not a curated record. Gene Ontology annotation, molecular function: DNA binding; alkylbase DNA N-glycosylase activity. Lineage: Eukaryota; Metazoa; Mollusca; Bivalvia; Ostreida; Ostreidae. Gene Ontology annotation, biological process: base-excision repair.
GCACAUAAAUAUAUUUUAAAUAAAUUGCAACUGUGACAUAAUAAUGAUAAAAAAAUCCUAAUAAAUUACAUAUGCCAUUAUGCUCAGAUUGUGUCAAAAUCUUGUGAGGCAGAUUUUCUUCAAAAACUUUUACUGUAUGUUAAUUUCUGAUAUUCAUCGUUGCAAGCCAUGCUGCGAUGAUGAUGAUGGCUGAACCAUACGCUCCUCUCCCCUUUCACAUUAUAUAUUUUUGGAUGAUCUUUAUUGUAUUUUUACAAAUCAUAAGUAAAUAAAAGUGUGUAGAUCCUAGAUCAGAAGAAAACAAGGUGGAGGGAGGUGUUGCAUGAUCCCAGCUGCCCCAAGUGCCUGAGAGGAGCGGACAUUUCAGCCGUGGCUUGCGAUGAUGUGCAAGCUAUGAGUUCAAAAAGGAAAAGAAAGCAUGAAAGUUCAAGGAACACUACUGAUGAAAAAGAGAUACCACAAGGUUCAGCAAACUUGGUUGGAUUUUCUGGAGACAUCACAAGAUCUUCAAAUAAAUGCAUCAAAGUGGAGAGAACAAGGCUGGCAAAAAGUUUUUAUAAUAAAGAUUGUGAAACACUUGCCAAAGCAUUACUGGGGAAGCUCUUGGUGAGACACUGCAAAGACACUGGGGAAAAGCUGAGUGGCUUGAUUGUGGAGACAGAGGCAUAUCUUGGAGGAGAGGACAAGGGCGCACAUUCCUACAAUGGAAAAAAGACGACCAGGAAUGAAGCCAUGUACAUGGAACCGGGGACGUGCUAUGUGUACAAUAUAUAUGGGAUGUACUGCUGUGUAAACAUCUCCAGUGAAGGUGAAGGUGCUGCAGUAUUGCUUCGAGCCCUGGACCCAGUGGACGGACUAGAUCACAUGCAGAUAAUCAGGUCACAGAAAACAAUGAAAGAAAAAGAUCUUUGCAAUGGCCCAUCGAAACUCUGCCAGGCUCUGAAAAUCAGCAAGGAUAAAUUUAACAAAGUAGACCUGACAAAAUCUGAUGAAAUUUGGCUGGAGGAAGGAGAAGAUGUUCCCAAGACAAAGAUAGUGACAAGUGCCCGAAUUAACAUCGACUAUGCUGAGGAGUGGGCAAAGAAACCACUACGAUUUUAUGUACUAGGGAAUAAAAGUAUCAGUAAGAGGGAUAAACCUGCAGAGGCCAGUCGACCCGAAGCAGACUGAUACUAAUUAUUUAAUAGAAGAUAUAACAAUAAAAUGACAUAUCAAUUUAUACACAUAUCUGUGGACAGCAAUACCAUAUAUUUGGAAAUUUUGGCAUGCUGGAAAUGUUGGCUUUUUUUUUAUUUUUUGUCACCAGAAAAUAAAUGCACCAGAAUUUCUAUUCAUAUUUGAAUGAUGCAUGUGUUAGAUGAAAUUGCGCAGAAAUAUAAAGCGUUAAGAUUUCAAACUACUUUUUUGAGAAAUAUCCACUAAAUAUUCCCAAUGCCAAAUUUACCCGAUAUAUGGUAUACAUGUAUAAUAUAAGAAAAAUACUGUGUCACAAGAUGUUUUGGAUAUUGGGAUCAGUUAUGUUGUGCACUAUCCCUCACAGCAAAAUCAGUCUUAGACACUAUCUUUCCUUUUCCCAUGCAACAAAUGAAUUCCAGAAACUUGAUUUACUUUUUCACUAGACCUUGGUACAUGCACUUAGAUAUCGGAAAUCAUCAUUGCUAAUAAUUUGUUAUGCAUAUCUUGUUGCAAUACACGAUCAGUUUUAUAAAGUGUUUGUAUGUAUGAAGUGUUUGAAGAAGAGGUGUUAGCCUGGAAGGUGAUUUUUUAAAUCAAUUUUAUUCAUUACAUGUAUUUCAAGAAUUAUGGAAAAAAAUAUUCCGAUUUUAUUAAAAUUAAAAUUAUGCAUUUCUUAAAGCUGUGAUAUGUAAUUGAUCAUACUAUUAGAAUAAGGACCACCAGCAAAUGUUACAUUUCUGUGUUAAACUUUUUAUUAAUUAAAGCACGUACUUAAGUAACACA